Molecule: messenger RNA, 810 nt
Organism: Blepharisma stoltei
Lineage: Eukaryota; Ciliophora; Heterotrichea; Heterotrichida; Blepharismidae
Source: the annotation of a GenBank genome assembly
AUGAACAGUGAAGAAUUGAAAAGCUUUUUGCACACUUUCAGAGAUGAUCUCUCCAAAAUGGUUAGGUUUGAAAUAAAUAAAGCUCUCGGCAAAUACGUUGAAUCUCCUCAAGACUACAUCUGGGACAACGUCCAAAUCAACACUUUGCAUGAAUUUUUCCAUAUUAAAAGAAUUAGGCAUAUUUAUGAUUCUACCCUCCUUAUAGACUUUACAGACUACCUCAGGAGACUCAAACUUUCUAAAGACGCUGUCUAUAAAAAACUUCAAGAAAACGACUACUUUUUACCUGACCUCGGCUUUUUCACCCCAAAUUUCCUUGAUGAGCUAAUUGUUGGCUCAAAAACCUUGCUUCCGAAAUCCAAAAUAAAACUAAUUCCAAGCCCAGACAAAAGUGUCCUUACAUCCCUUGCGAAGUCCUAUGUAAAAAAAGACAAAAAAUUGCAGAUGUAUAUGCCAAGCACACCAAAUAUGGACCCAAAUUAUGUAAUAAAUGUCGUCAAUACAUUUUAUCCACUGGAAGAAAGCAAAAAGAUCAUUGAUUUUUCUAACCAAAUUAAAGAAAGUUUAAAAAAAAUGCAAGCAAAUAUCCCACCAUUGCCAGAAAUUUCGUUUAAAUGAAGACCUGAUGAAUUAAAUGUCGAAGCAAUCAGUCUUGGUGUAAAUAAGGCGAUAAAUGACGAUUAUUAUCUUUUAGAAAAGAUAAAACAGCAACAAGAAGAGCAUGCAGUUGAGGAAAAAGCUAAUCAAAUGGUGCUUAAUCUUUUGGAGACUGAUUAUAAUGAAGCGCAGUUUGCUCAGUUAAUGGCUUAA